AUGGCAGAAGCUGCAGAAGGAAAUAACAAGAAAAAGAUAUGUAUAAUUGCAGGAGUAGUUCUUUUAAUUGUAGCUGCUGGAUUUAUAGGACUUAUGGUUAUGAAAAAUAAGAGCGCAGAUGAAGGAGCUAACCCAACCCCCAGUGCAGCCACAGGUGGACCCGCAGGUGGGGAAACCGGUGAUGGGAAUUCAUAG
Messenger RNA from Nematocida ausubeli, 195 nucleotides. RefSeq lists its product as uncharacterized. The coding region runs from base 1 to 195 and encodes 64 amino acids. Lineage: Eukaryota; Fungi; Microsporidia. The record is from RefSeq and is a predicted model, not a curated record. The transcript has a single exon.